Messenger RNA from Drosophila sechellia, 1730 nucleotides. RefSeq lists its product as uncharacterized. The coding region runs from base 63 to 1706 and encodes 547 amino acids. The transcript is spliced from 2 exons. Lineage: Eukaryota; Metazoa; Arthropoda; Insecta; Diptera; Drosophilidae. The record is from RefSeq and is a predicted model, not a curated record.
AAUUUCAGCAUUUAAUUUUGGACCUACAAUUUUGUAUAUUUUCUAGAAGUAAACAUUACAUAAUGGAAGAGGAGGAUGGCGGAAUGAAGGACAUUACAUUUCAGUUAGAGUUCAUGCCUGAUAGUUUUAAGAGGCAAAUCAAAUACAAGAGCUUGCGUAAAACUGUGUUUUACAAGAAGAUUCCUCUGCAGAAGAAACUAAAGCUCGCCCUUGAAAGAAAUAUCGGUCCCCAUGCCUACAUAAUAGUUAACGAUACAGUCUACAAGUGCCAAGUGUUCGUACUCCGCAUCUACUGCACGCUGUUUAUCAACAACCUUAAGCGGGGUGACGUAGUCAAGUUUCCCAGGGACGCGAUGAGCAAUGAGUGCUUUGAAUGGGCCUAUGCCUGGAUGACAAGUAAUGAGAUACAUUUGCCGCGUGAGAACAUAUUGAAUUUUCUAGUGGCCGCACAAUAUUUGCAGUGCACUCCCUUGAUCAAGCGCAUCUUUGAGUUCCUAAGCGACCACAGAACCAACUGCGAACUUUUUUCAUUUAGCUGCUAUUUGAAGGCCAGAGAUAUGGGUAUGGCCCAUAUAAGCGACAUGAUAUUUCCCAGGGUGAGCAAGUCUUUCCUGGUACUAGUGUCCAAUGGAGAGUUCAUAGAGAUGAAUAUCGACGUCGCGUGCACUCUGCUGAGAUCGAGGCUCUUGGCUGUACAAAACGAGAUCGAGAUUUUUUAUUCAGCUCUGCUCUGGCUAAUAUCAAAAUAUGAGAUGCGCGUGAAGUACAUUCCCCGUGUGUUGGGCUUCGUAAAAUUUCAUAUGAUUCCAUCCGUAUUUCUUCUUCAAUGGACGAGCAAUCUCAAAGAUCUCCAACCAGAACUUGCGAGUAACCUAUUCCACCUUAUACACAAUGCGAUGCUGGGCCAGUUCGAAUAUUAUACGGAAACCUUUCAGUCAAAAUCUAUGAUACGCUGCUAUCGGCGCUGGACUUUGGAUCCAAAGUGUCCAUACUUAUCACAAUUCAAUGCAAACGGUGACUUUGAUCUGUCCCUAGAUGUAUUUUUCCGCUAUCUGCGGCAAAUACAUAAUGCACCUAAUCGUUUUAUAGCUCGAUUGAUAAUGAAGGAAAAUAUGGAAGAUAACAUUGGUGAUGCAAUGACGAUAACUGAACCAUCGACAUCAAAAAAUUCCGAAGCAGAUUUGGAGGAGCCAUCCUAUUUGGAUGUGAAUUAUUAUAGCGGUACUAAGAGUAGCACAUCAAGCUCGCGAAUCAGUGCAGGAGAAUAUAACUGUAGUGUUGAGAGUACAAGUUCUACCGAAGAUUUGGAUGCCGCUCUUAAUGUGAAAGCGAAAAUAGAAUCCGAUUUUUCAAGGGAACAACGGACCGUUUAUAGAUCGGCAGUCGAUAGUUUAUAUUUGCUUUAUAAAAACAAUUCCUUUUUUGAUUCCGAUUUGGAUUCUUCUGAAUCCUCUACAACCACAUCAAUAGAUUCUCUGACGGAUUGCAAAAACGGAACUGUUUAUGUUACUGUAGUAAAUUUUCCUGCAGAAUCCACAGCUGAUUCUAACGCAAGGUAUUUCUCGGAUUCCAGCACAUGUUCCGUUUGUGAUUCCGAAAGGGAAUCCGUUCAUGAUUCCAAUGUAGCGUCUACACCCAAUUUGUCUACAGAAUCCUGCACAGAGUGUUCCGGUACAGCUUCAUCGGUUUAUUCACAAACCGAGUAAAAGUUCUGAGGUAAAUGAAACGGA